Molecule: messenger RNA, 642 nt
Organism: Alternaria arborescens
Lineage: Eukaryota; Fungi; Ascomycota; Dothideomycetes; Pleosporales; Pleosporaceae
Exons: 1
Coding region: 1-642 (213 amino acids)
Source: RefSeq, a predicted model, not a curated record
AUGCUACACAGUUUCGAACCAGCCCAUCAUUCGUCGAGGAGCGGCAUCCCCUCCCAACGCCACAUCGAGCACAUACCGCAACAAGGCUUUCAGGCAGGUGACUAUCUCCCUUUCGAUCAUCUUCCAACUGAGCCAGAGGAAGAUAUUUACGACCUAGGAUCUGUACUGUAUAGCUACUUCCCUGAGGAGUUCGAUCCCAACCCCGUAGCAGAAGACAGGGUGCCCACAGAGAGGAGCGAACGACGUAUCAACCACUUCAUCGCACAGCACACCGAACCCCUCACUACCGCCAAUACAACCAGCACGACAAACACAGACUGUCCCAUCUGUAUGGAGGACGCUACCGCUCACGACUGCGUCAAGAUCAAGGGAAUUGUAGGCUGUGAACACAUGAUCGGCCAAAAUUGUCUCAAGGAGUUUCUAAGUCGACAGUGGAAUAGGGAUAAGACAUGUCCUCUCUGUCGAGCUGUUUGGCUUAGAAAUGGCGUAUGGGAAGAUGUAGCGGCGCAGUCGGAUGGACCAACUGGUCGCCAAGUUGCUUCUUUUGGUCAUGGUAGUCGUAAUCGUCGGGAACGCGGCAUGGAUCGCGUGAGAGGGUUAUUGCAUAGUGCGCGCGAUCAGCAGCGGAGGCGCAACAACUGA